Molecule: messenger RNA, 3871 nt
Organism: Magallana angulata
Lineage: Eukaryota; Metazoa; Mollusca; Bivalvia; Ostreida; Ostreidae
Product: activin receptor type-2B-like
Exons: 9
Coding region: 225-1790 (521 amino acids)
Biological process (GO): activin receptor signaling pathway; protein phosphorylation; cellular response to growth factor stimulus
Cellular component (GO): plasma membrane; activin receptor complex
Molecular function (GO): activin receptor activity; activin binding; ATP binding
Source: RefSeq, a predicted model, not a curated record
UGCGAAAACUUUUGUCAGCCAUCUUAGAGAAAAUAAACAGAGGGCAUCCUACACAAUUCUUUUUGAUAAUAUACCUAAUCGCAGAAGAAUGGCACAUAACAUGAUCCAGAGUAGCGUAUGAUAUAUGGAACACGUAUAAUCAAAGCUACAGAGGAACUGCCAUUAGAGUUCCAAACGCGUGAAAGCCCGAGGGAUUGUUGAUUUUCAAAUGAAAAUGUGAAACUAUGUUUUGGAUUAAUAUAUUUACAUCUGUUUUCUUUAUCCUCCAGCAUUCAACGGGGAGCUGGUCAGCUGAGGCUAAGGCAGCAGCACAGCGACGAUGCGUAGUGCUGUAUCCAAACUGUACAGAAAAUGGCGGCCAGAGUUGUCAGAGAUACGAAUAUUGUGAACCGGGCAGUCAUUAUUGCUUCACUGCCUGGAGCCAAAAUAAUGCAUCUGCCAAUGGUAUAGAACUAAAGCACCAAGGCUGCUGGACCCAGAACCAAGGCUGUGAGAAUGAUAGCUGUAUACAGUCCAAUCUCCAGACCCAGUCUGUCAGCUUCUGCUGCUGCCACCUGGACAAGUGUAACAUCAACAUAAGCAUGGUGUCCAUCGGCUUCUCUCAAGCAGUCACAGAAAAAGGCCCAACUGCCAAAGUUCAGUCAGAUGGGAAAGCCAAAGUGAUGGAGAUCUUGAUGUAUUCCCUGGUGCCUAUCAUAGUGUUGGUAAUACUCAUCGUCAUCGUCUUUGUCAUGUGGCGCUGUUACUACAACCGCAACAUGUAUACAUCUCACCUACAAUUGCCAGCUUGUGAUCCCGAGAUGGGAACCCAGGAAUUCAACCAGCCCCAUCGCCCAAUCCAGCUGCUGGAGCUAAGAGCUCAUGGAAGAUUUGGAGAAGUUUGGAAAGCUAAUAUGCUAGAUGCGGUUGUUGCUGUGAAGAUAAUGCCAUUCAAAGAGAAAGCCUCAUGGCUAGCAGAGCAGGAAAUCUACAACUUACCUCACAUGAAACAUGACAACAUACUGCUGUUUGUCGGUGGGGAAAAGCACGAAGAGAACCUAUGGCUCAUUACAGAGUUUCACGAGAAAGGCUCUCUGUGUGACUUUUUGAAGGGGAAUAGUGUGACUUGGAGUCAGCUGUGUAAAAUUGCAGAGUCUAUGGUUAGAGGUUUAGCCUAUUUACAUGAUGAUGUUUCACUGACCAGAUGCCAGUCCAAACCAGCUGUAGCUCAUCGAGACUUUAAAAGCAAAAAUGUUUUGUUAAAAGAAGAUCUGACUGCUUGUAUUGCUGAUUUUGGUCUAGCAUUGAAAUUUGAACCAGGGAAAAGCCCUGGAGAAACCCAUGGCUUGGUUGGAACCCGGCGAUACAUGGCCCCAGAAAUAUUGGAGGGCGCCAUCAGUUUCAGGAAGGAUGCUUUUCUGCGUAUUGACAUGUAUGCCUGUGGACUGGUUCUCUGGGAGCUGCUGAGUCGAAACUCGUGCUCUGAUCAACCUGCCGAUGAAUACCAGCUGCCGUUUGAGGAGGAGGCUGGAUCACACCCAACACUGGAGGACAUGCAAGAACUAGUUGUCAUGAAGAAACUACGGCCAACUAUAAAAAAUCAUUGGCUACAACACCCAGGUUUAGAGCAGGUUGCAGCCACAAUUGAAGAAUGCUGGGACCAGGAUGCUGAAGCGCGAGUGUCGGCCAUCUGUGUACAGGAGCGUUUAAGCCAGCUAAGCCGUACACUGAAUGUUUCCACCUCCAGCCACAACCUGAGCAUCUCACCAAAUCAAAACAUAUACUACCAUAUUUCCUCUGUGUCUAACUAGUGACACUGAUCCCUUCAGUUCUAUACCUCAAACAUGGGCAAUUUACUUCUUAUGGCACAUGCGAUCAUGUGUGGAAAAAAGACUGCCAGUAUCUCAGGAGAUAAAAAUUAAAAGGUGGAAAAAGUAUAGGAAAAAAAUUAUUUAUGAAAAAGACUUCCAUAGGAAGAGUUCAUGUUGUCUUUAUUACGGUUAUUGCUCUACAUGUAAAGAAGGUCAGUUUUAUUGAUUAAUUUGAAAUUCCUGUAGACCAGUAGGGAUGAUAUACUUUUAUAUAUUCAUGCUGUGUGUGAAUUAACAGACUUUUUGUCAGUUUAAUUAUACUUGCAUCCUAAUGAUAUAGUGCUACAUUGUAAAUUUCAGUUGUGUAUCUAAUAUUUAAGGCUGUGAGACAGUUAAGAAUAUUUUUAACAUGGUUUUUGUAUGCCAGUUAAAUGUCUUAUGAUAUACAUAUAACUUGAACCUUGCUUCAAUUGUGACACGUGAGAGUUGAAUGAACUUAGGAUAUCUAAUGAUUUGUAUUGUUUUGUUAUUGUGAAUUCUUUACUGUUGAAGUAAAUCUUUUAAGAUGAACUUUUUGUUGUUGGAAGAUGUAUCAUGUAAUGAUAAAUUUCUUUUCCUUUAUCAGCAACAAUGAUGUAAAUAUUGUCAUUAUAAGUGGUUGUUGUUUCCCAUGGCAUUUUGUUUCCCUGCGCUACUACCAGCCGUGUCCAGUGUAUUGUGCCUGGUUGUAAGGGGAGGCUACUCCACCUGACCAUGCCUUGUGUCCUCUGGUACAUUUUCAGAUGAUAUUACAAUUGUAUGUACCGGUGAUCAGUCAGAUUUUGUUGUGCGGGUUUAGAAAUGUUUACUAUAUUAAGCCACAAUGUAUUAUAUAUAUAUAAAUGUGUAUAUAACAUACCUAUAUAUUCUCAUUACAUGUAAGGAUGCUGUAUUGAAAAUCUGUGUGUUUUCUUCAUUGUGGUUAUCCUCUGCUUACAAGAGCUACAGAAUAUUUGGUAGUAAAGGCAAUCUUUUAAAAUUAAGAUGAGUUGUCCAUAUUUUAUUAUGAGUGGUUUUUGAAAUUUUUCUUCUGCAUUUUAACAUCCCAUCAUUUCCUUUUUGAUAAUUUUAGAUAGUGGUACAUACACUUGUAAACCAAUGUCUGAUAUUUUUUUUUGGAAGGCAAGUUUCAUAUGUACACAAACAGGGUUUAAAAAAGAUUUUUAAAUGACUAUAACAUGUAUUUGACAUAUUUCACACUUUAACAUGUGUAAACAUGUAUGUAAGAAGCAGCUUAGGUACACAUUGCAUCUAAAAGUAGAGAAAUCAAGCUUUUUGUCAACUUCAUGUCUUUUAUAUAUCAAUUGGAGAUGCUGUUAUAUUGAUAUACAAUGUACAUGUACCAUACAAAAUUACUUAUUUACAGAGCCUGUAAAUUGUAAACUAGAUAAGUGGUGGAAUUUGCAUCUACUGUGAACAUUGAAUUUAUUGUACGACAUUUAAAAAAAAAAAUAUAUAUAUCAAUAUGUUCUUGGCAACAUACAUGUAUUAAAGCUGUUUGAAUAUGUUUUAUAUCCUGAUAGCUACCAAACCUUGGUAUAAAUUGUAUACCUCUGAUGAAAGAUCUAUUUGAUUAAGCACCAGAUAUUUUGAUUCAGAUAGUGUGUUUUGAGCCGCAUGUUCGUUGUUAAACAGAUUUCUCCUGUCUCUUAGUGUAGAUAAUUUCAGAAGGUUGUACACCCAUCACAUACCAGAAUUUGUGAAUAAAUUUAUUAAAUUUUUAGGUCACCCGAGUUUUUUUAAAGUUAUUUUAUAUCAACAAGUCUCUUCGUUUCAUACCCACAAUUUUAUUUGUAAUAAAUGUCACCUACUUGACAUUUAUCAUACUUCAUGAUCAUUGUAAAUCACUUUGUUACUGUCAAACUAGUUAAAUAUAAAGAGUUAUAAAAGUUGCUGGGUUUUCUUUUAAACUAAAUUAUUAUCUCUCUACAUAUUAAGUGAAAAACCUUCGGUACAAAUAUUCUGUCAAAAUGUGUUUUAUAUGUAUAUUAAACAUUCAUUAGAUGUACUAUUUUGUUGAAAUAAAAAGUCGAAUUCAUGUG